Molecule: messenger RNA, 2719 nt
Organism: Centruroides sculpturatus (bark scorpion)
Lineage: Eukaryota; Metazoa; Arthropoda; Arachnida; Scorpiones; Buthidae
Exons: 2
Coding region: 1209-1685 (158 amino acids)
Biological process (GO): regulation of cell cycle
Cellular component (GO): nucleus
Molecular function (GO): cyclin-dependent protein serine/threonine kinase inhibitor activity
Source: RefSeq, a predicted model, not a curated record
GUGACCGCCGCGUAUAAAUAAACAAUCAACUAGUCGGAGGGAGAGGGCGAAGACGGCUGGGAUAAUUACCGAUUGGAUUCUACCCGUACGUAACCUCCGGGAUCUACCUACCUGUCGCUCCCACCUGCGACACGCGCCGCGCGCCAUACCCCACGAUAGGCCACGUGGCCGGCAGGUGUCUGAUGACGACCCUCUGGGUUAGCGGGACGAUCGCGCGACGUCCACCUACGGUAUAUCCUGUUUCCUCAUCGACACAUGUGUAAUACAGGAAACGUCGUUCGAAAAAACUACAGGAUAUGUUAGUGUUUCCCUCACUUAUCCGCUUUACAGCACCGACGUUCGGGUGUAGAAAGUCACGCGGAGUCGCCACGUUCUCGGUAAUGACUAAUUUGUAAACACUGGAACCUAAAAAGGAAAGCGGAUAUUCUAAUUUAUGGCAUUUCCUCACAAAAAUUAACUUAAUUUUUGGGAAUUUUUAGCUAAUUAAACUCGCUGACGGCAUAUUUGUUGCGUCACUUUCGCAAAUUUAAAUCGUCGCCACUCUUCUAAACACCAUCGCUAUCCCAAUUGUUUAGAAAUUAAUGCUUUCUCUGGGACAGAGCGAUACAUUAAGCGAGUCGCGCGAGAGGAGAUUUUUCAAAGUUUCGUAGGAUUGGAGGGGUGUUAGUGGUUGGCACGCUUCUCGCGCGGCUCAAACGCGUGGUGGACGCGUCGUCUAGAAAACGACGAAGGUGUUGGUCCAUCGAAAGUUUCGACUCCGCCUUCGACGCUUUAAAAAUGAGCUAACUCUCCGCGUUACGCACAGAUCGAAUAUUUUGCCGUUCACUAACGGCUCGUUCCGAAGACUAACCCACGAUUUUCCAUACAGAAAAGGGAGAAUUAUUAUUGCCGCCAUCGCUUCGCGCCAUUAUCUGGAGUGGCGUCGUCGGAAGCGACGAAUCAUUAAUUAAGAAGCGAUCGUUGGGUCGGCGUGACGCGCCAAGUUUUUUUAGGCGCGCGGAGCCGACGCGAAGCGGCGCCGCGCGAGGGACACCAACCGGGUUAAAGACCCCUACGCCUUGUUUACGCCAGUGCCGAGUUCGACGACGUCACCGGACGGCCGUCCAAUGGGGAGUCGAGGAGUCGUCACGUGCUAGUAACGUACGAGCUCGGACGUAGGAGAGUGGGAGUACGUCAGCGUCGAACACACCUGCGAGCGUUGUCACUAUAUGCACACCGGCGAUCCGGGGAGCGAAGAAGAAGACGCGGGGAGCUCGGACCCAGGGAUGAGCGCGGGCCGAGUGUGCGGUCCGGUGCAGCCGGAGGAGGGAGGAGAUAAGACGACGUCGGUGUCGACCGUCUGUCGGGCUCUGUUCGGUCCGACCGAUCAUGACAAAAAUCGGCAAUUCGUCAGAAGGGAAUUGGCCCUUCAACGACAGAAGGACAGGGAAACUUGGAACUUUGACUUCGACGAGGGAGUGCCGCUGACUGGAAGGUACGAUUGGACACCCGUGGCGCGACCCUACGCGUCCAGGUCCUCGACCGAAGACAGAAAAACUCCGCAUCGAAGAGCCAAAUCGGUGGCCGGUUGCAGCGCGGGGGGCGUGACCCAAACACGUAUACCAGAAUACAUGAAAAAAAGGAAACAGACGGGGGCAAGAAACAAAGCGGAAUCUUCGAGGUCGGUUAGCCCAAAGGCGGAAUAACCAAAAAAUAUCGAAGGCAAGUUCAGUCCCCGUUCUUUGUCAUGCUAAUUGUUUUUUAGAUCGUUCUAAAAAAUCAUUUUGCCUUUUCUUCAGGACGUCGGGUGACGAAAGGGGAGGAGGAGGGAGGCGAGAGCGCGAGAUGUCGGGCAUCAGUAUUUUUCAUACAUCCAUUUUUAAGAUCUCAUUAAGUUUUAUUUGUUCGAAAUUCUCAAUUAUUUAUAUAAUAGUCAAGUAAUAGCUGAAUAUUGUAUAUAUUGUAUAAUUUAACAUAAGUCGUUUCACUAAUUUUUUUUUGUGUUGGGAUUUUGCACAGCUUAAAAUAAUUUAUUUAUUAAGCUUCUUCGUCGCUGCGGCCGACGUCACGACAAAAAAAAAAGAAAAAAAAUUUCCAAGCUGCAGCUGUUAUACAAUUGUCACUUAAAAUUUUAUAUAUAAAAUAUAUUUAUGUAUAUACACCAGUAUGCAUAUAUAUAAUGUAUGCGCUUCUACCUUAUACAUAUAUAUAUUUAUUAUGCAUAUAUGUAAUGUAUACACUUAUUAAAAAGUGAAAUUUUAUUUUAAAAUAAACGUGUUUCGUCGGAACGGUCGUCUCGGAUUUAUAUAUAAAUAUAUUAUUAUUAUUAUUAUAUUAUAUUAAUUAAUAUGAGAAAAAACGUUAGGUAAACGUUCCUACGUUUUUUUUUUUACAUUUUAUCACAAUUUAUUUUCAUUUAAUGUAAUUAUUUUUACAUCACCUAAUCGAGUACAAUUUUUCACACGCUUUAUUAUUAAAAAAAUAUUGUUUUUUUUAUGUGUAAACUAUUUUGGCUUAAUAAAAAGGUGAUAUAUUGUUUGUUCCGAUCGAAUAAAUUGAAAAAAUAAAAAUGUCGGAUUUUCUUGUAUAAAAAAAAAAAACAAAUUGUACAGUAAUAAGCUUUAAUUUAAAAUAUCAAAAAUAUUUUAUAUUAUAUAUCAAAAUAAUCGAAACUGACAGAAUCACUCUUUUAUAAUCUUGAAAACGAGAGAAAAUAAACUGGGAAUUAUAAAUCUGUUAA